Messenger RNA from Polypterus senegalus (gray bichir), 4429 nucleotides. It is a transcript of the gene samd1b, whose product is annotated as sterile alpha motif domain containing 1b. The transcript has 7 exons. The coding region runs from base 716 to 2977 and encodes 753 amino acids. The record is from RefSeq and is a predicted model, not a curated record. NCBI's taxonomy places the organism in Eukaryota, Metazoa, Chordata, Cladistia, Polypteriformes, Polypteridae. Gene Ontology annotation, molecular function: DNA binding; protein binding.
UUCUCGAGUUGCCUUUCCGCUGCUCGGUGCCCCGCAUUCGGCGAAGCGGCCCUUCUGCCAUCUUUUUAAAAAGCCGCUGCGUUUUCGGUUGGACUGGCACGUGCACGCGCGCCGAAGAGGCGCACAUAAGGCGCUGCGAUGAAUAACGAGCGACCCGCCUGGUGCUAAAACGAAACGCGCCCAGCCGCGCGUGUGUGUUUGUGUGUCUGACUCUGUGUGUGCGUGUGUGUGUGUGUGUGUGUACGAGUGGUGAGCCAGCGAACUUCACGCACGCAGUCGCUCGCUCGCUCGUCUUUCCUUUCCCCGCCCGACAUCGGCCGCCGUCACCGCCACCACAUGCGUGUCUCACGCGCAGCUUAGAUGGUAGGAAGCGCGACGCUAGCGGGAAGCGCGCUCAAAGUUUUCUGGCCGGCCAGCUUCUGCCCAUUUAAACGCGUUCCUUGGUGCAGGGCGGCCGCUUAAGGUAUUUUGCUGCGAGCCAGCAAUAAUCAACACCACCCCACACACACACACACACACACUCCCUUCUCCUUCCCCUCCUCCCUCCCCACGGAGGCGCAGGGCUCAGUUCCCGGGAGCGCAGAAGGACGCAUUCGCUCGAGGUGGGGCGCUUCGAGCUGACGCGCCUAACUGUCCGAGUGCCAUCUUAAAAGCGCCUCCGAUAUCCUAUUAUCGAGACGCGCCUUUAUCUCCGCCGGUCCACCUUAAAUGCAGAAUGUGGGCAACGCAGGCGUACAGCGAGGCUUCCGCUUCAUUCCCAGCCGGGCUCGGACCGGAGCGGACGAGCAGUGUCGCCGCUCAGCCUUCGCACUCGCGAACCGGACUCGACACCGCCGCAAUGAGCGAACCAAAGUACAGAGAGUGGAUCCUGGAGACGAUUGACUCGCUGCGCUCGAGGAAAGCCCGGCCGGACUUGGAGCGGAUCUGUAGGAUGGUGCGGAGAAGGCACGGGUCUGAUCCGGAUCGGACCCGGGUGGAACUGGAAAAGCUCAUUCAAGACCAGACCGUCCUGAAGGUGAGCUACAAGGGCUCCAUCUCGUAUCGCAACGCCGCCAAAGUGCAGAGGAAAUGCAGGAAAAAGCCCGACGUGAGCGCAGGCGGUGGCAGCGCGACUCCCGCUAGCACAGCCACUGCUACUGCUGCUGCGAGUACAAGUGUCGCCGCCACCGCCGUCGCUGAUGGCAAAGAAGCGGCGAAACACGCGGAGCCCAAGAACAACGCCGCGGGCGAGAACAGCAGCAGCAGCUGUCCCGAGCAGAGACACUGCCACAGCCCGGGGGCUCCCCGUUUCGAGGAUGUCGGGGACACGCUGCCCAACAGCGGAAACGGCUGCCUGGGUUGCGGCGGCAGCGGCGGGGACGACUGCGCGAGCUGCAAGAAAGCAAGUGCACUCAAGGAGAAGAAAGUGUCGCCACCGGACAACGGAGAGGACGAAGAAGGCGACGACGACGACGACGACAACAACAAUAACAGCGGCGGCGGGGGCAAGACGAGGGCGAGCCGGGGGGCCGAGCAGGACGGCUCCCCUCAGAAGCUACGGCAGCGACCCGCCAAGUGCGCCAGGCUUCCUGCGAAGAGUUGCCGCAGCAGCGCGGACGAAGCACACCCGGAUCUGGGGGACCGGCUGGUGGCGUCAGUGCGGAGCCUGGCCGAGAAGCGGGGCGCUGCCACCGUGAGCACUGCCCGGGGUCACCCGCCGCCGCAACUGGGGCUCAAAGAGAUCUUGGGCUUCCUGAGCUCCCAGGAGCGGCUCUCCCAAGAGAAGCUCACCCGCAGCAAGGUGAAGGUGGUACUGGAGAGAGAGGUGGCGAAGGGGCGCCUGCGGAGGACACGCUUUGGCAACAUCACGCUGCCGGUACGGGGAGAGGCGAGGAGCGCCAGGCACGCCAAGACGACGACGACAGCGACGUCGCCACCGCAUCAGGAGCGAGGCAACAAGAGGAGGGAGGAGAAGGAUGAAGAUGAAGCGAUGGAGACGGAGUCCAGUGAGGAGGAGGAGGAGGAGGAGGAAGCGGACAUGUCAGAGCAGGAAGAGGCUGAUGGGAAGUCUUCCUUUGUGGACGAGUGCGAGGAGGUGAAGGACGCCGAGGUGGCAGAGAGUCGGGAGGACGGCGCCGCUGAGCAGCUCCCCCUGCUGGAGGUGGCCCCUAAAAGCCCUGCGUCCUCUGCUUCCUCGCUUGCCCACCCUGAAAUCAAGCAGACAUACCCUGGGGUGCAGGAGCCGGAGCCGGACCCCUGUGACGUGCCGAUGCACGUGGAGGAGGAGGAGGAGGAGGAGAAACAGUGUGCGGUCGCCAAGGUUCCCCCCCUGAGCCACAACUCGGUGGCAUGCAGCAGUGACAAGGACCUGACGGGACCCCCCGGACAGCACCCUCCGGAAACGCAUGCCAUGGAUGAGAGUUCCCCGGAGGAGCCUGAGAGCAGAGAGGCAGCAGAGUGCAGCCCGGAGAAGGUGGAGGAAAAAGACGACGAGCUCCAGCCCACCCAGAAUGAAGACAGGAGACCCCGAGUGGAGUGCUACCCCCUGACGGAGCCGCUGCGCCUGAACUGCGUCGAGGACGAGCCACCGGACAGCAGAGGCAGCAGACGGCCGGUCCCAGUGGAGAACUGCCGGUGUCCAGUGGAGGUCAAUGUGGCCUCCUGCUUGCUGACCCCCACUGCCUCCCCUGGCGAGAUGGCCAUGGCCGACGAGAGGACGCUGAAUGGAGAAAUCUUUGUGAAGCGCGAGAAGGCCAGCGCCGAUCCGAUCGACUGGAGCGUGUCCGACGUGGUCAGCUACUUCACUGCGGCAGGCUUCGGGGAGCAGGCCGGAGCCUUUCGAAAUCAGGAGAUCGAUGGCAAGUCCCUCUUGUUGAUGCAGCGGAACGACGUGUUGACCGGCUUGUCCAUCCGGCUUGGCCCCGCCCUCAAGAUAUACGAGUACCACGUCAAAGUUCUUCAGAGAAGCCAUUUUCAGGAAGACGGGACCCUGUGCUGAUGGUGCACGUGGCAUGCGGUGUGGCGGGCGAGACAGGUUUUGUUCUUUGUGUUUUGUUUCGUUCCCUCAGUCGAUGCACGGCAGUCCAGGUCUUGCUUUGGGGCCACUGAUAGCACAAGCUUGUCCCUGCAGGUCCAGCUCUGGGGGUCCAGCUGCUUUUCGGGAGGUCUCGUCUCUUCUUCUUUUGUUUUUUUUUUUUUUCUGUUUCCAGAAAGCGUCCUUUGCUUUUGACCCCCAGGCUUCAGGGCUGAGACUUUACAGACUUGCAAUAUGAAUUUCACAAUUGCCUCCUUUUGGAUCUGAACUCGAGUCACGCACUGCUGGUCCUGUUGGUUUGCAGUUCAGUGAGAAGUUGGGUCAAAACAUGGAAAUGUUAUUUAUGUAAAUAUGUUGUUAUAUUUCUUUAUUUUGUCUUUGGAGUCGAGCGAUUCCCAAAAAAAAGCAACCGUCAAAAUGGAGAUGUGCAAUUUCACCAAGCGGAGUGUUCCUUGGUCAGGCAGCAUUUUAUUGUUAGUGACAGCUGUCACCGAGUCAAGUCUGUGGCUUCUUUUAAAGUUUUCCAGAGGGGUCCACCACGGUGGGGUCCGCGGUGUGCCCGCAGCCACGUCUUCCUGAUCCGCAGUAGCGCCCCCUGGUCUUCUUUGUUUCGGAUUGCCACUUGACAUUUGGGUGGCGUUAAGUGGCGCUGGGGGGUCCGCCUGAUGACCGUAGCGCAGGCUCACGCCACACACCCAGGACAUUUGUCUUUGGCCGUCUUAUUGUUGAGAGCUCUGCUCUUCUUCUCUGCCUUCUUCAUUGCCAGGUCAUACGUCGUCUUUCAUUUCACCCCAUCGGAGUGCCUCGCUCCGCGGCCUGGCCCGGCCAAUUGCACUCGGUCAGCGCUGUACGCAGUGACUGGUCAACCUCGCGCCCCCCAUCUUCUGCCGCACUCGCUUUCCUCUUCACGUGUGACCCAAUGAGUCCGAAUUUGACGCGCCAUCGUGCUGCUGUGGCCCCGCCAGUCACGGACCCGUCUCUUCCAGAGCUGCUGAUGGCUUCCCGCCUCGACUGUCUCUUCCGCUAAUUUGGAUUUCCUUACAGACUGCAGAGUGUGUGGUGCGUGACGUGACGGUGGUCUUGGGUCGCAGCAGGUGGGAGAUCAGGUCUCUACUGCACAACUUUGGAACAAAAAGGGUGUUUGGAUUUACUGUUGACAACUGUUUUCCUGAUUUUUUUUUUUUUUGUAAAAAACAAAAGAAAAAAGCUUUUUAAUAAACAAUGAAUACGAGUGCGUUUGUCCCGAGUGAUUAUUUUGAAUCUAAAGAAACGCCAUGACAGGGCAGGCAGGGCUGUUACCCUGCAGCAAGUUGGGUUCCAGACUGGAUGGCCUUUUGUGGUCCUAUCUUUGACCACUGGUUGGCCCAGUAUGAGUGAGUGGGACCCUGGGGUAGGCUGGCAUCCGCUCCAAGGUUA